AGCCCCGCGCGUGCGCGGAGCGGCCCCGCGGCCGCCGCCGCUCGGGGUGACUUUGAGGCGGCGCCGUCGCCAUGCUGAGCCAGCUGCUGGGGCCGCGCUACGCGCAACUGCUGCGGACCUGGACCCCCACCCUGGCAACAUGGGGUGGUGUGGCUGGUGUUGGCGUGAUCUGGGCCACAGACUGGAAGCUGAUCUUGCAGUAUGUUCCCUACAUCAGCGGCAAGUUCAAAACUGAAGACUGAGCUUCCCUCUAAUGGAUUUUAUUGCUGAAGAGUGUCUGGAGCCAUCCGUCCAGGAGACCCUGCUGGGGUGACCCUGUAAUGCCCAGUACAGAUUCUGCAACAAGCUGUGGUCUGUCUGUCUGUCUGUCUCUCCCAUGAACAGCUGUGAGCAAAUUCACCCUCACUGACCACUUCCUCUGAACACUUUCCCAACACCUCUUGCCUUGAUGGGAAUGGUUUAUAAACCUGGUGUACAAAAUAAACCAAGUGAAUGAUUUCUGGGGG
This is a messenger RNA of Lonchura striata (white-rumped munia), 506 nucleotides long. RefSeq names its product ubiquinol-cytochrome c reductase, complex III subunit XI (gene UQCR11). The record is from RefSeq and is a predicted model, not a curated record. Lineage: Eukaryota; Metazoa; Chordata; Aves; Passeriformes; Estrildidae. Gene Ontology annotation, biological process: mitochondrial electron transport, ubiquinol to cytochrome c. Gene Ontology annotation, cellular component: mitochondrial inner membrane.